Molecule: messenger RNA, 678 nt
Organism: Colletotrichum lupini
Lineage: Eukaryota; Fungi; Ascomycota; Sordariomycetes; Glomerellales; Glomerellaceae
Product: SNARE domain-containing protein
Exons: 5
Coding region: 1-678 (225 amino acids)
Biological process (GO): endoplasmic reticulum to Golgi vesicle-mediated transport
Source: RefSeq, a predicted model, not a curated record
AUGGCUCAAAGAUUCGGCGCUUCCUCGCUGCAUCAGCGCGACUCCCGCAGCGCCCUCUUCGAAGGCUACACCGGCGGCGGCAGCGACAACGGCCGACGACCUGUCAGCGCCUCGCCAUCUAGACUAGGCGGUGGAUACGGAUACGGGUACGCGGGCGGCAGCGCAUCACCUGCGCCGCCCAUGGGCGGUAGCCACCUCGGUGUUGACGCGAACCGAGGGUUCCGGCCUGCGACGCCGAAUAAACGCGGCCAGUACAGCGACGCCGUGCUCAACGAGCUCGAGAGCCAGAACGAUGAACAGGUCGCGGGUAUCAUGGGCAAAGUCAAGAUCUUGAAGAGCAUGACGGUUGCCAUUGGCGACGAGAUCCGCGACUCCUCGGCCCUGGCAGAGAAGAUGAACGACAGCUUCGACUCGACGCGCUUGCGCAUCCGCGGGACCAUGAACCGCAUGCUUGUCAUGGCGGAGAAGACGGGCGUCGGCUGGAAGAGCGUAGCCUGCAUCGACGACUACGACUACGACAUCGACGAGACCAAGGCGAAAGGCGAUACGCGCGGUUUAUCCGUCAUGUCGGGGAGACGAGCGUGGCUAUGGAUUGCCUCCUACAAGUUUGGGACUAUUCAAGCUCGGAGGGGUGAACGGCCGUCUGCUACGUGGGCUUUACCGAGGCUGUCGACAUGA